AUGAUCGGAACCGGGCUUGGAUCAGCUCGAGCUUUUUCGUCUAGCUUCAUAAACGUUGAACAAAGGGGAUUGCCCUCUCUGCAGCAAUCUUUUCGUCGCCGCCAACUAGCCCUCCGGACUUCACGGCAUGAAGUGCGGGCAUCCGUCGCAGGAGAUAGAAGUGAUUGCUCGCGCGAGGAUGUAGCGAAGGAUUCGGUCCCCUCGGACCCCCCUGCGUCGCGGAGCGGAGGCGGCACCAUUCUCGGUGCAGUCACGCUCAUUAUUGGCUCGUCCGUCGGCGCGGGCGUGCUGGCCUUGCCUUCCGAAACCGCUCCUGCAGGCUUCUUCCCCUCGUCCAUGGUCCUCAUCGGCUGUUGGGCUUUCCUCGUUCUCGAGGCGCUGCUGCUGGCCGAAGUCAAUGUCGCUCUGCUCAAGGAGCGGUCCGAUAAAAGCAAGACCGCUAACGCAUCUUCGUCUUCCGAUGCCGAGGCUGAGCGAGGUUCGGACGUUCUCUCCUACCGAACCAUGGCCGAGGCGACACUCGGGCCGCUGGGCGGCACGAUCGCAACCGCGGCGUAUCUAUUCUUGUCGUUUACGUUGAUGGUGGCGUAUUUCGCCAAGGGCGGCGAAGUGAUGUCGUUGGGGACGGAUCUGCCGCGUUGGCUCGGUGCAUCGGGGUUCGCAGUGGUGCUCGGCGGUUUGAUCUACUGUGGAAACACGCGCACUGCUGACCUGGUCAACCGAGCUCUGACCGCCGCCCUGCUUGGGAUCUUCGCGGCCCUGGUUUGCGGAGGCUCCACCCUCGCCGACUGGGACCAGCUGGGCUUCGCGGAUUGGUCCGACAUGUCAUCCACGCUCCCCGUCAUCUUCCUCGCGCUCGUCUUCCACGAUCUCGUCCCCGUCCUCUGCGCGUACCUCGACGCGGAUCUCCGGAAGAUCCGCACCGCGCUCCUCGUCGGCAGCUCUGUGCCGCUCGCGAUGUUUCUAACCUGGGAUGCCAUUGUGCUCUCCAUCUCGCCGUCCUCCAUCGCCGCCGCCGGCGCCGCCGGAGCCGCUGCCGGCGCUAACGCCGGGGAUCUCGCCUCGUCCGUCCUCUCGUCCGUUUCCGCCGUUGGAUCUUCGUUCGCGAAUCUCGCGUCGUCGUUCCCUACGUCUCUAGCGACCGCGCUCUCAGCCCCCGCGCUUCCAGCUCUCGCGUUCCCCGCUCAGGACCCCUUCCAGCUGUUCAUGCACCAGGCCACCCCCCUCCAAUCAGCCGCCGUCCUCGCGUUCUCGUUUCUAGCCGUUGCCACGUCAUUCCUCGGUUCCUCGCUCGCUCUAUCGGAGUUUUACAUGGAGCAGAUUGGUAACCUGGUUUUCGGCGGGAAAGCCGCGGAGACCAAAGCGGAGGAUCAGGAGCAGAAGCAGCAGGAGGGUGGUACUAGCGGGGUUGAUAUUAAGGAAGCCGGAUUAGGGUUCGUUAGGUCGCAUGUGAGAGAGGUGGGGUUCCUUCUGGCCCUCUGCCCGCCUCUCGCGGUAGCUUUGGCGAAUCCGGGGGCGUUUGUUGCGGCGAGCAAGGCGGCAGGUGCAUACGGCAUGACGGUAUUGUACGGAAUUCUGCCGCCCCUGAUGUUCUACAUGCAUCACAAGCAGAAGGCGGAGAACGAGGCUAAGGCGACCGGUUCGGCAGGAGGUUCGUUCUGGGUGCAGCCAGGUGGCAGCCUCGCGUUGGCCAGCAUGGGCGGGUUAUCGUGUGCUGUGAUCGCGGGUCAAGCGGUGAUCGAUGCAUCCGUGAUUUCACCUGGUUCGCUCGCUUCUCCCCAACCGUCGAUUGUUUUGGCCCAAGGCGAUCGUGAUUCCAUGGCUGACAUUCCCUCUAGAAGCCAACUCACUGUGGCGACAAUCCGAAGCCCGGUUGCGGCUGGUACCCUCGAGGCCCCUCCCCUCGUUUACGCUAGCCAAUCACUGGCUGCCAGCUGCAUGACCGCCCCUCCAACCUCUGAUCUCCAGCACGAUGCGUUCUUGAAUCUUCGGGAGUCUGCCUCGACGAACCCCAUGCUGGCUCCGUUACCCGUUUCGCACUCUUCGCAGUGCCUGACGUUCACGAUGUCAGACCUUGACGCGUUUGAUUCGACACAGGAGUCCCUGAUUGUGGACAUUUGA
This is a messenger RNA of Closterium sp. Naga37s-1, 2121 nucleotides long. The record is from the annotation of a GenBank genome assembly. NCBI's taxonomy places the organism in Eukaryota, Viridiplantae, Streptophyta, Zygnematophyceae, Desmidiales, Closteriaceae.